Zasmidium cellare ATCC 36951 is the source of this 1557-nucleotide messenger RNA. RefSeq lists its product as uncharacterized. The transcript is spliced from 2 exons. The coding region runs from base 1 to 1557 and encodes 518 amino acids. NCBI's taxonomy places the organism in Eukaryota, Fungi, Ascomycota, Dothideomycetes, Mycosphaerellales, Mycosphaerellaceae. The record is from RefSeq and is a predicted model, not a curated record. Gene Ontology annotation, molecular function: protein binding.
AUGUUCCACGACGGCGAUCUCCAAAGCGGAAUCUCGCGAGCGAUUGCUGAGCAGAAGCUCGUUGCCUGCUUCGUCCGACAAGACGAUAAUGAGGAAAGCCGGAUAUGGGAAGAGGAGUGGCUCGGGCAAAAGCCGCACCCAAGCUCAUCUGAAGCAUGGAGCGGUGGCAUGGGCGAUGUCUUCGCGACAAAGGCUGUCUUGCUGCGGAUAGAAUACGGCAGUCAGGAAGCCAACUUCCUCAACGCCUUCUGCCCCGUCACCAAGGCGCCGACGUUUGCUAUCAUCCGCAAUGGAGAGGUUCUGGAUAAGUUGGAGGGAGGGUUGGGAAAGCAAGAGUUCGUGGAGAGAGUGAGCAAGGCUCUUGGCAUUGAGGUCUCGUUCAUGACGCGGCAAGAAUACCACGAGAGAAGAGAAGAGCAAGGCAACCGAAGUACAAACGAGGUGGUAGAUGCUGAGAAUUUGCGGGAGGAGAGCGCGUCGCAAUCACACGCUGCGCACGCAGAUGCAGACCAUGUUGCAAGCUCACAUUCCUCGGAGAUAGCGCCACAACAUGUCUCUCAAGCGAACAUGUCAAAUCUCUUCCCAGACCGAGCUCAACGACUCGAAGUAGAGAAAGCCAAGCGAGAGGCAGCUGAGAAGGCAGAAAAGGCAGCGCGUGCCAAUGCGCGGAAGAAGGAAGCGGAAGAAGCGCAUGCUUUCCACAAGGGUGAUAAAGGCAAGGGCAAAGAACCAAGCGAAGCCGUUGAGAAAGAGAAAGCGAGACGAGACUGGCUGGUACAACAAAAACAACGCAAAGACGACGCGAAACGAGAGAGGGAGCGGAUCCUGGCGCAAAUCGAAGCAGAUAAGCAGGAGCGGAAGGCGAGGUCACAACGAGCGCCUGAAGGUCCUAGUGAACCUCUACCACCGUCUGCCGAUGCUGCGUCGAGGAGAAGGAUGGGAGCUGGAGGGAUGUGCAAUCUUGCUAUUCGCCUUUUCGACGGCUCCUCCAUCAAAGGCCGAUUCGAGCCGUCUUCCACUUUGGCUACAGGUGUACGGGACUGGAUCAAGGAGACUGCGGCAGGUGAAGGCGCUGCGGACAUACCGUUCACAUUCAAGCAAAUCCUCGCUCCACAACCGAGUCGCAGCAUCGAGAUUUCUGAAGAACAUCAAUCAUUGCAGGAGCUUGGGGUGGUUCCGAACGCCACGCUCGUGCUCGUUCCAGUCAGUGGCUACACCGAAGCAUACACCAGCAGCGGAGGACGAGGGUACAUGAGCACCGCACUGCACGCCGCGUACGGCGUAGUCAACACCGCCACUGGACUGGUCUCGUCCGUAAUAUCCCACAUUCCCGGCCUCGGAGGCCGCGAUGGAACUGGUUCAGAAGCUGCAUCGACAUCAACAGAAGACACCGCUGUGCGGACGUCAACCGAGAGCGGUGCGUCGAGCUUCAAAGUCAAGACUAUGGCAGAUCAGCGGGCUGAGACGGCGAGGAAGCAAGACCAGAAGAAUGAGUUCUAUAAUGGCAACUCGUCGGCGUUUGAGGGGAGGAAGGAUGAUCAGGAUGAGAAGAAAUGA